AUGUCUUUACCAUCCAACAUCCCACCACCCCCUCCCUUGUUCACCACUCCACCCAGGUCAUCGAUCAGCAGCGUCGACGACCACACAACGUUGAGUUCAAACAUUCCUCCUCCUCCUCCAUUUGCAUUCUCUUCGAACUCGGUCACCUCCGUUCCGCCUCCUCCUCCUCCGUCUUCCAUGUCUUCUUCAUCCACCACUUCAAAAAUACUCCUCAUUACCACUCCGAGUGUUCCCAACAAGGGUCAUUCCAUUCUCGAAAAGUGUCUCUCCGAUUGCAUUCAACAGAGUCAUGACUCGAGAGCACCCGAUCUUGUCAUUACUCCGGAGCAUUGGAUUUCUUCGGGAUCAUGCACAGUUCCACCCUCUCAACAUUCGGAAGUAAUGGAAAUUGCACGAGUACUUUCUCGUUAUCAUUGUUAUGGAUUUAUUGGAAUGACUUUGGUGGAGAAUGUCACAAAUUCAAAGAAUUCCAAGUCAUUUUCGGUGGAAUAUCAACGAUUCAAUGUGGUCACAGUGAUUAAUCCAAAGGGACAAGUGUUGGGAGUGUACAAGAAACGACAUCCGACAGCUCAUGAAACUGCUCUCUCCAUCGGAGAUCGGGUCGGAAUCUUUGAUACCAUAUAUGGAAGAAUUGCAGUCUUGAUUUGUUUUGACAUUGAGAGUGAAAAUAUUUUACAAGAAACCUUACUGUAUCAACCCAAGAUCAUUGUAAAUCCGACAUUUAUUGGAGGAGGUGGACUUUUUGAUUCAAAUCUCAAUUUAACACCUCAAGAUGCAGAACGAUCGAGAUACUUUCAAAUUAAAACCUCUUUGGAAGCAUUUGGAAGAAAUUUCGAAAAGACUUGUGUGGACUCGAGAGUGACAAUUAUUCGAUGUGACACAGCAGUCAUGUCAGGUGGAAGAGAUGUGAAUGAGAAUGAUUUUUCACAUGAAACGGCAGCUCCACCUCGAGAUCGUUCCGAUCAAGCAGAUAAUGUGGGUGCAAGAUAUGUCAUGUAUUCAAACGAGAGACAACGUUCAGUCUUGUUGAAUCGAAAAGAUGUUGUUCAUGAAAAGGAUGUAAAAGUGACAACGACAACAACAACACCUUCUUCUUCGUCACUUGCGGUGAAUCCUUUUGGUGUGAAAUUUUAUGGUCACAACAAGUAUAUUUGUCAUGAUCAGGAACGAGUGGCCCUCGUGAAUGCCGAUGUUUUGUUUUGUAAUGAAGAAUUGGAUCGGCUUAAUAUUUAUGAAACUUUUGGAGCUUUCAUUGAGGAUAUUUUGUGA
Molecule: messenger RNA, 1269 nt
Organism: Naegleria fowleri
Lineage: Eukaryota; Heterolobosea; Eutetramitea; Acrasida; Naegleriidae
Exons: 3
Coding region: 1-1269 (422 amino acids)
Molecular function (GO): hydrolase activity, acting on carbon-nitrogen (but not peptide) bonds, in linear amides
Source: RefSeq, a predicted model, not a curated record